This is a messenger RNA of Mytilinidion resinicola, 1320 nucleotides long. Its product is annotated as ICE2-domain-containing protein. Gene Ontology annotation, cellular component: perinuclear endoplasmic reticulum; endoplasmic reticulum membrane; cortical endoplasmic reticulum. Bases 1 to 1320 code for a protein of 439 amino acids. Lineage: Eukaryota; Fungi; Ascomycota; Dothideomycetes; Mytilinidiales; Mytilinidiaceae. The transcript has 3 exons. Gene Ontology annotation, biological process: septin ring assembly; endoplasmic reticulum inheritance. The record is from RefSeq and is a predicted model, not a curated record.
AUGUGGCUCACAAGGGUUGCCUCUUCGGCCACCUUCCUGAGUGCCAUCAUCUUCACCAUACCGCUAGCCUUCGACAUAGGCGGUAGGACCUGCGGACUGGCCUUCUCCCUAUCGCUCGCCAGCUACUACUUCUUCUAUUCCGCCCUCCGCCUAGCGACGCCUGAUGGAUCACGGUUCCGGUGGACCCUUGUGCAGCUGAUUGCGUGGACUCAGUGGUUCGUGUUGCCAGCGCUGCUGAUAUGGAGCUUGAAUAAAUUCUCCGUCGACUCGGACAACAACGGUGGUUGGGUGGAGCGAACCUUUGGCGGGAAGCGGGCUCACGACUCGUCGGUGCAGGAAUGGCUGUUUGGCAGUGGUGGACUGGUCGAGAGCGCCACUAUCGGCAGCUGGGACAAGAUUCUGAGAUGGUCGACACCCGUGUUCCAGAUUGGGGAGGGUUUCUGCAGCUUGCUCGUCAUCCAAGCUGCUGGCCAGAUCACGCGCUGGCUUGUGAAUCGGGAGCGAGGAGAUAGCUGGAUGAUCGGACUGUUGGUCCUAUCCGCAUCCAUUCUUUCUAGCUCCGUCUACUUCCUUUGGCGAAUUACUACUUUCCCAGAGAUCAGCAACGUGGACGCCAUACUGAUCGGCGCUGCCAUCACAUGCUCUGUGUUCCUGUGCUCUUGGGGCAUAGGCAGCGGACGGGGUAAUCCGGUGGAAAGCUCCCUCUUGUUUGCCUAUGUCACUCUCUGCAUCUAUCAAAUCUUCACCGACUACCAACCGUCUAGCUCUGCCGAGGCCAGCCCUCCACCAGCCCAGCCAGCUUUGCCUCCUCUCCCUCCGAUAAUCAUGGCCUCGUAUACCACGCUACUGCAUAUCUUCUCAACAUUACCUACCAUGAUCCAUUCCGGUUACAACCUUAUAGUUGGAGCCAUUAUGACCAUCACGCCCUCCGUCAUUAUUUCGCUCGCUUACCGCGUCUUCGUCAUGUACGCAAGUGCUCGAAUUAUCCCGGCUAUCCGCGAAUCAGGUGCUCGGGCUCUCACACAGGACCCGUCACUAGAUGACAGUGAUGAAGCGGGCCAACUCCUAGGAUUCCUAAGCUGGUUUAGCCCGAGCAUCCUCAUAGCUGUGUACACAAGCCUGUUGAUGCAGCAUUUCGCCUCGACCAACGGUGAUGGAUCGAGUAAUGGUGACUGGUGGAAUAGUCAGGGUGGGGACGCCGGAGGCAACUUCUGGAGAUGGAUCAAUCUAGCGGUCACGAUGGCAUUGUACGCGAUCGAGCUCAAGAUUUCGAAGGAGGAUGACGAUGGGAGACUCACGAGUCACUGGAAGUCGGAUUGA